GUUCCUUUAGUAGUUAUAGACGAGAGUCCUGAGCGCGCAGCAGGAGUCGAGAGCCCCCUGGCCAUAGAAUUGAGAUUUGGGAGCCGCUGGAGGGAGGCAACCUGGAAGGAAGCCAGGGAGGUUUUGGAAACGCUCUUACGAUUUAGAAAGCACAGUUCAGAUCCUUGCUGUCAUUGUGAAGUAGAAUCUGCUUCCUCAGGGUGUAUUUGGAAGCGACGGCUGACUCAUCGCAGCGUUUAUAUAAAAUGAUUGUUCGGUUAGGGUUGUGCUUCAGAGCGCACGCAUCCUGAGAUCGGAGCUCUCUGUCGGAACCGCUACUAAACCAGAAAGGCAGAAGAAACUUUCCAGAUGUCUUCCAGUAACGGCCCAGUUUUAAUCACAAUGCCAGAAAGAAACACCAAUGGCCUUCCCCGGAACACCUCCAAUGACAUGAAGACCGACAGUGAUGGAGCUGUGCUAAGUUUUCAUAACAUCUGCUAUCGAGUAAAAGUGAAGAGUGGCUUCCUUGGCCGGAAAACAUUUGAGAAAGAAAUACUAAAGAAUGUCAAUGGGGUCAUGCGACCUGGCCUCAAUGCUAUUCUGGGACCCACGGGUGGAGGCAAAUCCUCGUUGUUAGAUGUUCUAGCUGCAAGGAAAGAUCCACAGGGAUUAACUGGAGAUGUUUUGAUUAAUGGAGGACCUCGACCUGCCAAUUUCAAAUGCAACUCAGGUUAUGUGGUACAAGAUGAUGUCGUGAUGGGAACUCUGACAGUGAGAGAAAAUUUGCAGUUCUCAGCAGCUCUUCGGCUUCCAACCACUAUGAAGAAUUAUGAAAAAAAUGAACGGAUUAACAAGGUUAUUCAAGAGUUAGGUCUGGAUAAAGUGGCAGAUUCCAAGGUUGGAACUCAGUUUAUCCGUGGGGUGUCUGGAGGAGAAAGGAAAAGGACCAGUAUUGGCAUGGAACUUAUCACUGACCCUUCCAUCUUAUUCCUGGAUGAGCCCACAACUGGUUUAGACUCAAGCACGGCAAAUGCUGUUCUUUUGCUCCUGAAGAGGAUGUCUAAACAGGGACGAACAAUCAUCUUUUCCAUUCAUCAGCCCCGCUAUUCCAUCUUCAAGUUGUUUGACAGCCUCACCUUGCUGGCCUCAGGAAGACUGAUGUUCCACGGGCCUGCUCAAGAUGCCUUGGGUUACUUUGCAUCAGCUGGUUACCACUGUGAGUCCUACAAUAACCCUGCAGACUUCUUCCUGGAUGUCAUUAAUGGAGACUCCUCUGCCGUGGUGUUAAACAGAGAGGAUAAAGGUGGUGAAGCCAAGGACAUUGAAGAACCUUCUAAGCAAGAGACUCCACUUCUAGAAAGACUAGCUGAGUUUUAUAGCAAUUCCACCUUCUUUAGAGAAACACAGGCUGAGUUGGAUCAGCUUUCAGAAGUUCAGAAAAAUACGAAGGGCACAAGCUUCAAGGAAAUCACCUAUGCCACUUCCUUCUGUCAUCAACUCAGAUGGAUUUCCAAACGUUCAUUCAAAAACUUACUGGGUAACCCCCAGGCCUCUAUAGCUCAGAUAAUUGUAACAAUCAUCUUGGGCCUCGUUGUUGGUGCCAUUUUCUAUGAUCUAAAAAAUGACCCUGCAGGAAUCCAGAACAGAGCUGGAGUGCUCUUCUUCCUGACCACCAACCAGUGUUUCAGCAGUGUGUCAGCUGUGGAGCUGUUCGUGGUGGAAAAGAAGCUCUUUAUACAUGAAUAUAUCAGUGGCUACUACAGGGUGUCAUCUUAUUUCUUUGGAAAAUUGUUAUCAGAUUUACUGCCCAUGAGGAUGUUGCCAAGUAUUAUAUUUACUUGUAUAACAUACUUCUUGUUAGGACUGAAACCGGAAGUAGCGUCCUUCUUCAUUAUGAUGUUCACCCUGAUGAUGGUGGCAUAUGCGGCCAGCUCCAUGUCACUGGCCAUAGCAGCAGGUCAGAGUGUGGUCUCCAUAGCAACUCUGCUUAUGACCAUCUCUUUUGUGUUCAUGAUGAUAUUUUCAGGUCUGUUGGUAAAUCUCAGAACUGUUGUGCCUUGGCUCUCAUGGCUUCAAUACUUAAGUCUUCCUCGUUAUGGCUAUGCGGCUUUGCAGCACAAUGAAUUUUUGGGACAAAACUUCUGCCCAGGCCUUAAUGUGACAACAAACAGUACCUGUGAAUUUGCAAUAUGUACCGGCGAGGAAUAUUUGCUAAACCAGGGCAUCGAUCUCUCACCUUGGGGCCUGUGGAGGAAUCACGUAGCCUUGGGGUGCAUGAUCAUUAUCUUCCUCACAAUUGCAUACCUAAAACUACUGUUUCUUAAGAAAUAUUCUUGAGUUCCUCUUUAAUGUACAUGGUAUAUCCAACCCAUUAAAAACAGAGUACCCUGAUUUA
Condylura cristata (star-nosed mole) is the source of this 2374-nucleotide messenger RNA. It is a transcript of the gene ABCG2, whose product is annotated as ATP-binding cassette, sub-family G (WHITE), member 2 (Junior blood group). The transcript has 16 exons. The record is from RefSeq and is a predicted model, not a curated record. Gene Ontology annotation, molecular function: ABC-type transporter activity; ATP hydrolysis activity; ATP binding. Lineage: Eukaryota; Metazoa; Chordata; Mammalia; Eulipotyphla; Talpidae. Bases 349 to 2316 code for a protein of 655 amino acids. Gene Ontology annotation, cellular component: plasma membrane.